AUGAUUCCCCGGCACCAUUCGAGCGGCUUUGCCAAUGGGCACACGCGAGAGAAGACCUUCGACUUUUCGCCCCAUCGAUUCCAGCCACGCGCUUCCGCAAACAACAACCGCCAUCGUAAGAAGUUCGCGGCUCGCUUUGGUGCGGUCCUCUUUGUUGUCGUGCUGGUUUCCAUCUGGCUAUGGCCAUCAAGUUCUGUCGCAUCACUAGUUUCCUUUGGUCUGUUGGCGUCUGGCACUGAUCUUGAGCUGGAGACCGUGCGGUAUUAUGAUCUCACAAAUGUGCAAGGAACUGCGAGAGGUUGGGAACGCGAGGAACGCAUACUUCUCUGUGUGCCCCUGCGCGAUGCUGAGGCCCACCUGGGAAUGUUUUUUUCCCACUUGCGCAACUUCACCUAUCCUCACCAUUUGAUCGAUUUGGCUUUUCUGGUUUCUGAUUCGAAAGAUCAGACCCUCGAGGUACUGUCCUUAAGCCUCGAGGAGCUGCAAGCGGAUGCGGAUCCCAAACAGCCGUAUGGCGAAAUCUCUAUCAUUGAGAAAGACUUUGGACAGCAGGUUAACCAGGACGUGGAGAGUCGCCACGGUUUCGCAGCACAGGCCACUCGCCGCAAACUGAUGGCACAGGCCCGGAACUGGCUGUUGAGCGCAGCAUUGAGGCCAUACCAUUCUUGGGUGUAUUGGCGAGAUGUUGAUGUGGAGACAGCACCCUUCACAAUUCUUGAGGAUCUCAUGCGUCACAACAAAGAUGUAAUUGUUCCCAAUGUUUGGCGCCCACUGCCCGAAUGGCUCGGGGGCGAGCAACCGUAUGAUCUGAACUCGUGGCAGGAGUCGGAAACUGCUCUCGCUUUGGCCGAUACUCUGGACGAGGACGCCGUCAUCGUGGAAGGCUACGCCGAGUAUGCCACCUGGAGGCCUCACCUGGCGUAUCUAAGAGACCCCUACGGGGAUCCAGACCUGGAAAUGGAAAUUGAUGGCGUUGGUGGUGUGAGCAUCUUGGCGCGGGCCAAGGUCUUUCGGAGUGGCGUGCACUUCCCGGCUUUCAGCUUCCAGAAGCAUGCUGAAACCGAAGGAUUCGGAAAGAUGGCUCGGCGCAUGCACUAUUCUGUUGUCGGAUUGCCCCAUUACACAAUUUGGCAUUUGUAUGAACCGAGUGUAGACGAUAUCCGGCACAUGGAGGAAAUGGAACAGGAACGUCUCGCCCGAGAGAAAGAGGAGGAGGAGAAAAAGAAGAAGGCAGCCAAGAUCAAGGAGGAAUUCGGCGACGCUGAUACACAAUGGCAGAAGGAUAAGCAAGCCAUGGAAGACUCAAACGUUCAACCAAAGGCUGGAGCCAAACCCGUCAAAGCUGCCGAAGCAGAAGGUGUCGCCCAGGAAAAUAAAGGGACAGCGAAUAAGGCCGCUGCUGCACAAGCUGCUAACCCAGCAGCUGCCAAAGCUUAA
Messenger RNA from Emericellopsis cladophorae, 1437 nucleotides. RefSeq names its product Mannan polymerase II complex ANP1 subunit-like protein. The coding region runs from base 1 to 1437 and encodes 478 amino acids. The transcript has 5 exons. NCBI's taxonomy places the organism in Eukaryota, Fungi, Ascomycota, Sordariomycetes, Hypocreales, Bionectriaceae. Gene Ontology annotation, cellular component: mannan polymerase complex. Gene Ontology annotation, molecular function: alpha-1,6-mannosyltransferase activity. Gene Ontology annotation, biological process: protein N-linked glycosylation; cell wall mannoprotein biosynthetic process. The record is from RefSeq and is a predicted model, not a curated record.